Messenger RNA from Pseudomassariella vexata, 846 nucleotides. RefSeq lists its product as uncharacterized. The transcript has 5 exons. Bases 1 to 846 code for a protein of 281 amino acids. NCBI's taxonomy places the organism in Eukaryota, Fungi, Ascomycota, Sordariomycetes, Amphisphaeriales, Pseudomassariaceae. The record is from RefSeq and is a predicted model, not a curated record.
AUGGAGGGCUAUGCAAAAGUGGUGGACCUGAUGGCCACUCAUCAAGAGUUCGCGAUUACGCGGCGAUUCAGGGCACUAAACAUGCAAAAUGUGCUAUACCUCCAGGCUGAAAUUAUGCACCUGGACUACGUAGCAGCGUAUGUAUUUACGUUGGCAACUCGGGACGCUACUCACCCAGCACGUCAGUUUCAUUGCAAAGAUUGGUGGUCUCUGGCCAACGGCAGCGAGCAGGAGGAUCGUCAGCAAUGGGAAAAGAUCCUUGAAAUACGUCAAAAACUGGCGACCUAUAAUGCGACGGUCCUGCAGCAGGCCCAGAUGGCUAAGUUGGAUACUCCUUCGAAAUACGAUGUAGAAUUUCUACGUACCUGGUUCAAGCGGCCACUAAUGGGUGCCUUCCCUCUACUCGGCUUGGAUCAGACUGCCUGGGACGAGGACAAUCAGAAAGACCUCAUCGCAAUUAGAGCUCGAAAGUCACCUGACAUGUUCUCCAAAUGGUUUACGGAGGUCGUAGUUCCAACAUUCCAUCACCUCGUGGGAGAAAGGCUGAAGAAACACGACAGCGUCGAUCCAGGUAUCUAUGAAUACAACGAGAAACUCCUGGCAAAGAUCCUCUUUGGCAUCUCCACAGUCAUUGCCUCCAUGCUGCCAAUCUGCUCGAUCGUUGUUCUCUACUAUGUACAGUCGAGCCGUAUCCAGCUUGGACUUACAGUUCUAUUCUGUGCUUGCUUCUCGUCAGCUUUGGUCCUCAUGACGAAUGCCAAGAAAGUCGAGAUAUUCGCAGCGACUGCAGCUUUUGCUGCUGUUGAUGUGGUAUUCUUAACCAGCGAUAGCCAUUAUUCUGUUUGA